Symbiodinium sp. CCMP2456 is the source of this 312-nucleotide messenger RNA. NCBI's taxonomy places the organism in Eukaryota, Dinophyceae, Suessiales, Symbiodiniaceae. The record is from the annotation of a GenBank genome assembly.
AUGGGGGAUGGUGUCAUGCUCGGAUUGCUCAGAGGAUGUGUCUGCGACACGGACGAUGGCCAGCCGCAGCAGUUCCACAAGCCCAUUGUGCAACUCGGAGACUACGAGGAUGCACUGGAGAUUCGGGUCCCCAGACCGAAGCACCUGGUUCCUCGCAUGCAGACGUACUCUUCAUCGCCGGACCAGCCGCUCCUUGGUGUUCCCAUUCGCGAGGGUACGCUGUGGCACCUGUCAGCACAGGCCAUUGGUAUGAAGUCGGCCACGUUUGGUUCGAGCUUGCAACGGCUGCAUGAGCACCCACCGGCUCAAUGA